CUCACCCAUUCAUUUCAUCUCCAUAAUAACCGAGGAGAGGGCCGGACAGGCUCGCGCGCAUACGGAGGAGCUCUGGGUUGCAUCUUCGCGAGAAAGACUCACUUUUUUCAGCUCCUCUAAACCUUAAGGGGGCCUUUUUUCCCUUUUUAAAAAAAAAACCUUUCACUCCUUUCUGGAAAACAUCUGAAUCGUUUUCUCGAAGCUAACCCAGCUGGGAGCGCGUGCUUGCGUGCGUGCGCGCGCGCGGAUGCGUGUGAGCGAGUGAGAGAGAGUGUGCGCUCCUAUGAGGAAGAAGGAGAGAGGCUGAGAGAGAGACAGAGACAGAGAGUAUCUGCUUCCUUUACGGCUCCGAAAAGGAAAAGGAGAAAGGACAGAGAGAGAGAGAGAGCGAGAGAGAGAGAGAGAGAGAGGUGGGGAGAGAGUGAGAGAGAGAGCGAGAGAGAGAGAGAGAGAGGGAGAGAGAGGGAGGAAAAAAAGUUUUGGACGCGGUUUUCUGUUUCUUCCACGUACAGUUUUUUUUAGGAAUGAACGCUGAGACGUGUGUCUCAUACUGCGACAUGAGCUCCAUGGAGCCGUACUACGGGCCGCAGGCUCCCCGCGAGCAGCACGCAAACCCGUUCAGGACGUUCCCGGCGGCCGAGGCCAAGUACAGCCCCGCGUUCCCGGGCGCCAAAGCGCAGGCCCGCAGCCCCUUCCAGCAGCAGCAGCAGCAAGAGUGCCAGCCCAGCGUGGACGGGGAAGGCACCUUUAACAAAUACCACCUCUUCAUGCAGAGGGCCGCGUGCAAAACACCCCCAGAGGGCGGCAAGGGGCACCAGGAGAGCGGACACAACGGAGGAGGAGGACUGCUCUCCUGUUACGGUAAAGACAGCACAGGGCUAACAGAAUCUGAGUUGCCCCCGAACACUGACCCCGCAGGGAUGGAUGGCAGCUACCUCAGUGUGAAGGAACCAGGAGCGAAGGGUCCUCAGGAGAGGCCAAGUUCUGAGCUGGCCUCCCCACUGGACAAGGGCGAAGGUGAGAGCAACAAGGGCAAGAAGAGACGCAACCGCACCACCUUCACAAGCUACCAGCUUGAAGAGCUGGAGAAAGUCUUCCAAAAGACACACUACCCUGAUGUGUAUGCCCGAGAGCAGCUGGCACUGAGGACUGACCUCACAGAGGCACGAGUGCAGGUAUGGUUCCAAAACCGCAGAGCCAAGUGGAGGAAGCGAGAACGUUUUGGGCAGAUGCAGCAGGUCCGAACGCACUUCUCUACAGCCUACGAGCUUCCACUUCUCACUCGACCUGAGAACUACGCUCAGAUCCAGAAUCCCUCAUGGAUAGGGAGCAGCAGUGCAGCAUCGCCCGUGCCAGGCUGCGUUGUGCCCUGUGACUCAGUCACUUCCUGCAUGACCCCUCAUCCUCAUGCCGCAAGCGGAGUGUCCGACUUCCUCGGAGUGCCCAGUCCUGGAGGUCAUAUGGGACAGAGCCACAUGGGCAGCCUGUUUGGAAGUCCAGGAAUGAGCACUGGCAUAAAUGGUUAUGAUCUUAACAUGGACCCUGACAGAAAGUCAUCCAGCAUUGCCACCCUGCGAAUGAAAGCCAAAGAACACAGUGCAGCCAUCUCCUGGGCUACAUGAUUCCCCAGCAGCCACAGCACAUUAUCUCUGAACUUCCCUUAACAACCUAGUAACAGAAAGAAGGCAGUGCGAAGAGAGCAAGAACAAGAGUCUGUGUGUGAAAAUCGUCUAACCACCCAGCGCCACGUGUGGAGAGAGUGGACCGGCUGGAGAAAAGAAAGUUGACACACAAACCCUGUGAACUUAACCUCUUGAGGAAAAACAGAGAGAGAUGGGGGAAAUCAGAGAUGAUUGGUCUUAGAAAUGAAGUUGUGGUAAUUCAAAGGAUGUGGUGUUGCUCUACGAGAGACAGCAAAGGAGAUGGUGUAAGAUGGGAGAAAAGUAUGCAUUUGAACAAGCAUCAAAUUCUAAAAAUUCAAACCCUGCACUUAUCAUCUAAAUACGUAGGCCCUAUUUGUAAAGACGGUGUUGGUGUACAGAAAUAAGAAUGUUUUACAGACAGGCUAAAACUUGUUCUGUCACAGAAUCAUUUUUGGAAACGUGCCCAAAUCCAGCCCAAGAACUGUCAGUAACACAUACAUACGCUUUUGCAGAACAGCUGCUUGCAUUUUAAGAAAUGAGAAAUAUGAAAUGAGCUAGCCGCAAGACUAGCCUCCUUCCCUUUUUCACUGUUUCAGCAAAGCAGCUAAAAAAAUCUGGCUCUGCAUGACAGACUAAUGCUCUCUACAUUGCACUUCAGAAUUCUAAUUUGUUGUUCGAAACCUAAUACGAGCCUGUAUGUUAGCAGCGCAGUGCCACGGUCUGGAUGGAACGGGAAAGUUUAGCAAGUUUAGCAAGAGCGUGUACUAUCUGAGAGAGUAGCACAGCAGGCCUGCUGAGUCUGGGGCCACAGGGCCUGAGAGCGCCAGACAUAGAGGAGGAGGCGCUGAUUUAAAGUGGCCACGCCAUUGGCAUUUCUACAGGUAAC
Messenger RNA from Colossoma macropomum (tambaqui), 2529 nucleotides. It is a transcript of the gene alx4a, whose product is annotated as ALX homeobox 4a. The transcript has 4 exons. The coding region runs from base 525 to 1622 and encodes 365 amino acids. Gene Ontology annotation, molecular function: DNA-binding transcription activator activity, RNA polymerase II-specific; RNA polymerase II transcription regulatory region sequence-specific DNA binding. Gene Ontology annotation, biological process: regulation of transcription by RNA polymerase II. The record is from RefSeq and is a predicted model, not a curated record. Lineage: Eukaryota; Metazoa; Chordata; Actinopteri; Characiformes; Serrasalmidae.